Hyphopichia burtonii NRRL Y-1933 is the source of this 1194-nucleotide messenger RNA. RefSeq lists its product as uncharacterized. Gene Ontology annotation, biological process: sulfur compound catabolic process. Gene Ontology annotation, cellular component: cytoplasm. Lineage: Eukaryota; Fungi; Ascomycota; Pichiomycetes; Serinales; Debaryomycetaceae. Gene Ontology annotation, molecular function: sulfonate dioxygenase activity. The transcript has a single exon. The record is from RefSeq and is a predicted model, not a curated record. The coding region runs from base 1 to 1194 and encodes 397 amino acids.
AUGGCACCAAUUGCAGCGGUAGCUUCCAGAUACGAUCCUUCUCAAUUCAAUAAGAACCAUACUGCUUACACGGCUCAAGGAAAUCUUACGGUUAGUAGGGAAAACAGCGAAAAGGCCAAGUACCCCGAGUUUUUGCCAACAUGGAAUCCAGAUGUUAAGUAUCCUCCGUUAAAAUUUCAGUCAUUAGAUGAUAAGGGAGUUUACGGAGAUGAUGGGUAUUCUAGUUUAUUGGAACAUGCCGGAAACGGCGAAUACACUAUGAAGAACGUUACUCCCAAAUUUGGAACUGAAAUUGAAGGCAUUCAGUUAUCGGAGUUGGAUGAAAAUGCCAAAAACGACUUAAGUUUAUUAUUGGCCAGAAGAGGUGUAGUAAUUUUCAGAAACCAAAACUUGUUGCAAAAUGGACCUAAAUAUUUUGCUGAUUGGUCAAGAUACUUUGGUCCUUUACACAUCCACCCUACGUCUGGGGCUCCAGAAAAUGUACCUGAUUUGCAUGUCACCUUCAGAGGAACCUCCAAAGACGAGUUAGAAAGUGCUUUUAAAACAAGAUUAACUAAUACCCAGUGGCAUACCGAUGUUAGUUAUGAGAAAAUGCCCCCUUCUUAUUGUUUCUUUAGCGUCUUACAAGGUCCUGAAAGUGGUGGUGACACCUUAUUUGCCGACACCGUUGAAGCUUAUAAGAGAUUAUCCCCAGAGUUUCAGAAACGAUUACAAGGUUUGCAUGUUUUACAUACAUCCGAAGACCAGGCUCAUUUGCAAAGACAACAAGGUGGUUUUAGCAGAAGAGACCCGGUCUCCAAUAUCCACCCUUUGAUUGUUGAACAUCCAGUUACAAAGGAAAAAUACAUCUUUUUGAAUAGAGAAUUUUCCAGACAAAUUGUUGAGUUAAAGGAAGAAGAAUCCACUUUCUUAAUGGAAUUCUUAUAUAAUCACAUCGAAUCAGCCCACGACUUGCAGUUGAGAGCCAGCUGGGAAUCUAAGACCGUUGUUUGCUGGGAUAACAGACGUACGGUCCAUUCUCCAACUGGUAUUGACCAAUCAGCUACCGACGAGUUUGGCAAUCCAGUUAUCCGUUUUGCAGUAAGAUCAUCUCCCCAGGGCCCUAGUCCCGUGGCAGAUUUACAGCACUUCAACGACCCUCACUACUUGGGGGAACUAUAUCUCAAGCUAGGAAUCAUCCCAAAACACUUAUAG